This is a messenger RNA of Clunio marinus, 204 nucleotides long. The record is from the annotation of a GenBank genome assembly. Lineage: Eukaryota; Metazoa; Arthropoda; Insecta; Diptera; Chironomidae.
AUGUUAAAUGGUUUCUUCCUAAAAAAACGUCUCAACAAGACGACUUUUGAAAAUGUUUAUAAAGGAAGGAAAGGAAAAAGAAAUCACUGGCCGAACAGACACAAGACUUCAAACAACACGAAUGUCGAAUGUGGAACACCGGAGGAUGAAAUGAACAGAAGCAAAACACCAAAAUCAAUACGUGAAACAUGUCCGAGAAUCUAA